GGAUGAAGAGUAACGCCAUUACCGCCGGAGCCGCCGAGAGCCUUAGCCGACGGAAACUGGACACUGGACCGGCAGCGCCAUGAGACUCCUCCCCCGCUUGCUGCUGCUUCUCUUACUCGUGUUCCCUGCCACUGUCUUGUUCCGAGGCGGCCCCAGAGGCUUGUUAGCAGUGGCACAAGAUCUUACAGAGGAUGAAGAAACAGUAGAAGAUUCCAUAAUUGAGGAUGAAGAUGAUGAAGCCGAGGUAGAAGAAGAUGAACCCACAGAUUUGGUAGAAGAUAAAGAGGAAGAAGAUGUGUCUGGUGAACCUGAAGCUUCACCGAGUGCAGAUACAACUAUACUGUUUGUAAAAGGAGAAGAUUUUCCAGCAAAUAACAUUGUGAAGUUCCUGGUAGGCUUUACCAACAAGGGUACAGAAGAUUUUAUUGUUGAAUCCUUAGAUGCCUCAUUCCGUUAUCCUCAGGACUACCAGUUUUAUAUCCAGAAUUUCACAGCUCUUCCUCUGAACACUGUAGUGCCACCCCAGAGACAGGCAACUUUUGAGUACUCUUUCAUUCCUGCAGAGCCCAUGGGCGGACGACCAUUUGGUUUGGUCAUCAAUCUGAACUACAAAGAUUUGAACGGCAAUGUAUUCCAAGAUGCAGUCUUCAAUCAAACAGUUACAGUUAUUGAAAGAGAGGAUGGGUUAGAUGGAGAAACAAUCUUUAUGUAUAUGUUCCUUGCUGGUCUUGGGCUUCUGGUUAUUGUUGGCCUUCAUCAACUCCUAGAAUCUAGAAAGCGUAAGAGACCCAUACAGAAAGUAGAAAUGGGUACAUCAAGUCAGAAUGAUGUUGACAUGAGUUGGAUUCCUCAGGAAACAUUGAAUCAAAUCAAUAAAGCUUCACCAAGAAGGUUGCCCAGGAAACGGGCACAGAAGAGAUCAGUGGGAUCUGAUGAGUAAAUGUUCCUUUGUGCAACAAUUCGGUCUUUACUUAACCUGCCCUAAUAUUUUUCGGCCUGAUGGGAAUUAGUGCAGAGAAGCCAUGUCACCAUAGAAGGCAACUCCUACUUGUGUGUGGACUGAGCAAUCAGAGUCUGUGGCGAUAAUAUUGCUGAAAAUGCACUGCAUUCAUUUUUCUAAAGUAACAAAUUUGGUUUUUUUUUAAACCAUUAAAAUCUAUGUGUGUGCGUGUGUAUGUAUGUGAGCAGUUGGUCUUACCAGAAUCAUUGUUGAACUACCUGAAACAAGUCUUUAGAAUACUAAAUAUAAUGCUGUUGUCUCUUCCUUUUUGACAUUUUCUGAUUUUUUCCCCCAAAACUCAGUUAAUAUUUACCCACUAUGAUUAUUGAUGUCCUGCCUUGAACAGUUUUAAAGAAAACAAUUUUUGGAAUAGCUCAAAUUUCAAUUGAUGGCACAAAUCAGCAUUUUGUUGUUGUUACUGUAUUACAAUUAGUAUUCUAAAGGCAGAAGCAGAAGUAGCUGCUUUUUAGCAAUAGAAUUGUUUCAGUAUUUUGCUGCUGUUUAAUGCGCAUCUUCAGAAAACUUCCCAGUGGCUUCAAGGAAUUUGGGGAUCUCUCUGGCAACAAAUUGUGAAACAUGAAAUUUCUGCUGACUUUAAUAUAUGAAACCUAAUCCUACCCCCUUUUUUAACAAAAAGAAACUAGUACAUUUGUGAAAAUUGUGUUGUGUUGUCCAUUGUUGCUCUAGUUCUGACCCAGAGGUAGCUCUGGAGUGAUUUUAGACCUACUCACUCAGUUGUGUGUAGGUUUUUUUGUUUUGUUUUGAGAGAGAAUUUUUCUCUCCUUAAUAGAAGCAUCCUUUUUAAAGAGAAGUUGCCUUGGUCCACACACUAAGCAGAAAACCAAGUUAUCAGGACAGAGAUAUUUCCCAGUUACUCCUAAUCAAUGAAGAAAGUGAGUUGGAUAUUUUUAAAGCAGUUAACUAAUUUUUUCUUACCUAAUCUUUUGGGAGUUUUGCUUGUUGAUAUAACCUUUUUAGUUAACCUGAAAGAUUCCAAAAAUUGUUCUUAAGUGCUUGAGACUGGAACCAAAAUUAAAUUGUACUUCAUAAAAUCCUCUUAUAGAGUUACUCUUGCCCUAGAUUGUAAAUUAAGUUUGGCAUUAUUGUCAGACUGGAUGGAGGGUGAAGUAAAAUAGUAUGAACAAUUAAGAGGCUCUCCCCCUCUUGUCUUUAAGCCAUAUUCUCCUACAUGUAUUUUAUAAGAAAAUGUUAAGUCAAAUUUUAGUGGCUCUUUAAUUCCUGACCUCUUCAUUCUCCUUUUCAGUAUAACCUCCCCUAUGCUCAUGCCCACACAGACAAAAAAACAAAACGAAAUACACACAGAAAAAAGUCUUUCCAAACUGUUUAAGUAUUUAAACAUCUGAGCCAAAGCAGAUAGAAGUUAUUGUAUAAUUGUUAAUCACUUUGCAAAUAGGGGCUAUCAAAUUACCUAUAUUGGCAUUGCUGGAUUAUAAACUCUAUAUCUGUAAUAUAAAGUGUUUGAGUUUUUAAUUGGGCUGUUAUGAUCAGUAGUUGAUUUUGAGAAAGCUCUAUGAGCUCUAAGUAACUGCAUGGUUUUUUGUUUAAUGUAAUAUAGGAGACCCUUCACAUUCCCAAGGAAUAUAUUCCAAAACAUUUUUGUGAAUAUCUAAGUUUGUGAAACUACUAGGGCAUGAUACAGUAAGGUGUAAUUACAGAAUUUACGAAAUGUAAAUGGCCUCUACAGAGUUUUAUGGAAUACCUGGUACUAACGUAGGCAGCUGCAAAACCACACUGAGUUACAGCUGUCAGCCCUCCUCAUUCCUAAAUAACUUGCCUUACAUAUCAGCCCUCCCACUUCUGAAGUUCAAAUUAGUGCCUCGGAAAUGUAGAAUUUAUUAUUUGUCAUUUUUUUUUUUUUAGCAUAGAUUGAGAACAGUUGAACUCUUAAAUCCUCAGAUGCCAGGGGUCUGCUCUAGCAUCAGUAAGUAUUUAGCAGAAACUAACUCCGUAAUGAAUGGAAUUCAAUUCCACACAUGGUUUGUUCAAGCACACUUAAUAAGUAGCCUAUUUUUUAAAUGUCUUUUUAAAAUGUAAAUAUUUGGAUGAAGUUUUUCUUUGUUUUGAUAUAUUCAUUUGCUACACCAACUAUGUUUUCAGAAUUCAUCUUUUGAACAACUUGGUUUCAGAAUAUGUAAAAUGACUUUAAGGAUCUUGUGUAUCAAACCUAUCCCCGGAUGUGUGAGAAUAAUGUGUUCAUAAAGCAUGGAUCUCGCUUUGGUUGUAUAGCUUCCUCAUUUACUUCAUGGUCUUACAUAGCUGGUGACUUUCAGGGCUAAUCUGCCCUCUAAAGCAUUGUCCCAGGAGAGGAAAAGGAAAUGGGACCUCAGAAGUAGAAGCCUCAGGGAAGGAGUAAAGUAGAAAUCAGAAGAAAAGAAGCUUCACUUGAUAGUAAUAAGGUUUUUAACUUCAAGUACCUUCAGAAAAUGUGAUUUUGAUAAGAGGAAAGGGCAAAUUUAGACCUUAAAAAAUAUGGAAGAACUACUGCCUUAAAAGUGCAUUUGUGGCACAUCAGCCUAGAACUGUAUCAUGGCUGUGCUGGGGAGAAGUAAAUGGUGGUAAUGUAACAUUGCCACCUUUACUUAAUGAUGUGUUAUUUUCGAGGUACAGUAGAUCAAUAUAGUAAUAGGCGAGCCUCAUAUAUAGCAUUCAUCUUGUACAAUGAUAUCCAUACCCUUGAUAUGAAGGAAAAUUGACUUGGUUUGUGCAUUUGAAUACUGAAAUAAUUUUUUAAAACUCAGUGACACAUACCAUCUCUUGCCAAGACUAGACCCUGUAUUUUAGUUCCUAAAUUAGAUGUUUAAAUUUAAAAACAUUUUCAGAUGUACUUAAGUACUUCCAUAGUACUUUUUUUUUUUUUUUUUUUUUUGCCCCCUGAGACGGAGUCUCUGUGUCACCCAGGCUGGAGUGCAGUGGUGCGAUCUCGGCUCACUGCAACUUCUGCCUCUUGGGUUCAAGCAGUUCUCCCUGUCUCAGCCUCCUGAGUAGCUUGGAUUACAGGCGCCCGUCACCGCACCUGCCUAAUUUUUGCAUUUUUAGUAGAGACGGGGUUUCGUCAUUUGGCCAGGCUGGUCUUGAACUCCUGACCACAGGUGAUACGCCUGCCUUGGCCUCCCAAAGUGUGCUGGGAUUACAGGCGUGAGCCACUGUGCCCGGCCCACUGUUCACUUUUUGAAUGGCAUCAUUUUAUAGCUGUAGAACUAAAAUCAAUGUUUGCCCCAAUUUUCUUAAGUAAAACUCUACUUUGAGCUCUUACCUCCAACUUAGUAAAAAGCAGCUUCACACACAAACAAGAUUCUUACUGGUGGAAUGUUAGGUUUCGUUGUUAAGUUAAUCUGUCUAUAAGCUCAUCCUUAGAGGAUAUUUGAGGAGGAAGAACACCUUGCAGCUGACUUGCAAACAUCUAAAUAAUUUAUUUCGGGUGCUUAUGAAUGUUACUAAUGGAUUUUGUAUGAAUUUUUAUCCCUUUUCAUUUAUACAAAAACCUGGGCUUUUAUGUUAAUUAUAUCAUCUGAGGUUCUAAGGUUUUUUUUUUAGAUUUUGAAAUUUAGGGAUAAUAGCUCUUAGGUUUGGGUACCACUUUGCUGCAGUUUAAGAAAGGGGGAAGGGAACUCAUUUAUUAAACAUCAAUCACGUGCUGUGUUCUGUUUGUUUUCUAGUCAUCAUAUCACACACCUUUACGACAGCUCACUGAAGGAAGGUGAUACUGUUCCCAUUUUGUAGAUGGAAUAGACAAAACCUGAAUUUAAGUAGCUUGCUCAAGGUUCCAUAUUGAAUAUGGAAAGUUCAAAUCAUCUCAGUAAUGAAUAUACCAUAUAUACUUGCUGUAUUGUAUCUAUGAUAAUUCAGUUACCCACAAUACCCUUUUAAAUUUCUGUUAAUGACAUACCUUUAAAUGUCUCCUUGAUGAACAGAAUCAUGGUCUUUAAAAACAUUUUCAUGGGUUGAUUGCAUUUUCAAGCUCUAAAGGAUUGAAAGAUAAAUCUUCACGUUAAAGGUAAGAGUGAAGUAUCUGCUCUUGGGUUACAGAACCAGAUAGUACUAGAACUAAGAUUACAGGGUAAAGCUGCUUUUAUCUUUUUUCUUUUUCUUUUUCUUUUUUUUUUUGACAUGGGGUCUCACUGUAUUGCCCAGGCUGGAAUGCAGUGGCAUGAUCUCAGCUCACGGCAGCCUCUGCCUCUUGGGCUCAAGCGAUUCUCCUGCUUCAGCUUUCCAAGUAUUUGGGACCACAGGCGCACACCACAGGCCUGGCUAAUGUUUUUGUUUUGUUUUUGGUAGAGACGGGGUUUCACCAUGUUGCCAGGCUGGUCUCGAACUCCUGAGCUCAAGUGAUUCACCCACCUUGGCCUCACAAAGUGUCAGGCUUACAGGCGUGAGCCACUGCGCCCGGCUCACAGGGUAAGGCUUCUGUCUGGUGUGUUGUAUUACGGAUUUUGCUUAAUAGGCACAGUGAGGCAUUAAAAAGAAAAUUCAGUAUGCCUGUAGAAAGGAUAAUCCUUGUUUAAAGUCUCCAAAUUGCAGUCAAAGAUGUUUUGACUGUGCCUUUUUUUGUUCCCCUGCUGUCCCUUAUGUAGACUUCUGUCAGUACCCAUGGCAGCCUGUCAUCUUGUUGACAUCUCCUUCUGGACUGUGAGCUCUGUAUCUGGCUUGUUUUUCAUCCCCAGCUUCUAGUUCACAAUUAGGUAGAACCCUAUUACUCUUUGAAGAAGGAACAAGAAAAUGUGGGCCAGUUUUCAUUUGCCAUUCUUCCAUGUGAGUUAGUAUGGUUCGUAAGUAUUCCUGGUGAUACGCUAGUAUUGGCAAUUCUGUGAGGUUGAACAAAGGGGUGGUAUGGUGUGCUAGCGUGGGAAUUAGGAGACCUCUGGGUCUUGACAGUGCCCUGGCCACUAAGCAAAGGCAGUUCAUCCUUGGAGUCUCAAUGUGCUUUUUUGUUAAUUGAGAUAUGCUUGAAGUAUCAGCCCUAAAUAGUCUGAUUCUGUGACCUACAAACCCUUACUUAAUUCAGUGUUACUAUAAAUGAUUCUUCCCUUAAACCUACUUUUUACUUAGCAAAAGAGAAAAAAAAAAAAAGGAAACGCUCAUGUCAGGCUGCCUGGGUUUGAACCCCAGAUCCCCUCUUAGUUGGAGGCAAGUUGUAUGAUGCUUCAGCUUUUGGUUCCUGCCUCCUAAGGUUGUUAGGAGUUACUGUGUGUAGCUGCUUAGAACAUUGCCUGGGUCUCAGUAAGCCGCUUAAGUGACUGCUCUCAUUUUCGCUGUAAAGCACCAUACUGUAAUAACAUCCCAUGAAGCAUGGGGCGGGGAAGAGUAUAUGGUACCUUAUGGACUUUGAUGUGGUGGGGUAGUAGGUAAAUUCUGAAUAUGUAAGCUACAUAGUAUUCUUUUUGUAACUAAAGGAUAAAAGUUUUAAGAUGGGCAUGUAAUAUGGCUAGCACUGGAUUUUAAUGAUGAGCCAGAGUAAUAAGGCUGGCAAGGGGAGUUUUUGUUUUGUAAUAAAUCUCUUACACCUGCACAUCCAGUUCUUUUUAAAAACACGUUUGAAGAGGCUCCAUAUUUCUCAGUGAAGCUGUUGGGGUUCAUGUUAUUUUUGAAAAUCAUCUUGCAAUUUAUUUCAGCAUCAGACUGAACCACCCAAAGAAAAUUAGUCUAUUUCUGAACAGUUUUUUCAGAAACCAUAUUGGUCUGAUCACCCAACAUUUAUAGAAAUAGGCGCUUAAGGCCUAGAGGCAUUUCAGAAAGGAGAAUGAGAAAUACUGUGGUCAAGAGUAGUGUUCAGAUGGAGAACAUCAAGCAUCUGCUCUGCCCUUCCACACACAUCCUCAUUUCAUCUUCACAACUGCCCUAGGUAACCUUGUUAUCUGUAAUGAAACAGCCUCAAGGAGCACAGAGGCACUCACUCCUCACGUUUGGUCUGUUGCCAUUUCCGGCUUGGUUGGAAUAGGGUAGGAGCCUUUUGGCAGGGAGCACAUUCUCAGUAAUGCAGAGUGCACUCACCUGGGUUCUAGCUUCAACACUUAGGAUUUGCUUGAUAUUUUGUAUUCUCUGAGGCACUGCCUGUAUUUGUUUCUGCUAUCACAGUCCAGAGUCAAGCUUCAUUUAUAAAGACUGGGCAGGGCAUGGUGGCUCACUCCUGUAAUUCCAGCACUUUGGGAGGCUGAGGUGGGUGGAUCACUUUAGGUCAGGAGUUCAAGACCAGCCUGGCCAACAUGGUGAAACCCCAUCUCUACUAAAAAAUACAAAAAGGCCGGGCACGGUGGCUCACACCUGUAAUCCCAACACUUUGGGAGGCCAAGGUGGGCAGAACACCUGAGGUCAGGAGUUCAAGACCAUCCUGGCGAACAUAGUGAAACCUCGCCUCUACUAAAAAUACAAAAAUUAGCCAGGUGUGGUGGUGCAUGCCUGUAAUCCCAGCUACUUGGGAGGCUGAGGCAGGAGAAUUGCUUAAACCUGGGAGGUGGAGAUUGUGGUGAGCUGAGAUCGUGCCACUGCACUCCAGCCUGGGAGAUAGAACGAGACUCCAUCUCAAAAAAGAACAAAAACAAUUAGCCGAGCGAGGUGGUGCACGCCUGUAAUCCCAGCUACUCAUGAGGCUGAGGCAGGAGAAUCACUUGAACCCAGGAGGAGGAGGUUGUAGUGAGUCAAGGUUGCACCACUGCACUCCAGCCUGGGUGACAGAGUGAGACUGUCUCAAAAAAUAAGUACAUAAAUAAUAAGUAAAAGCUACUAACAAUUAAAAAAUAAAUAAAUAAAGACAAGACUGUCUGGAAAAUGGCUCUCCUAAAAGGACCAGUUGCCAUCAUCCACAGUGGAAGAUUCAAAGCAGUUGGUCCUUGGUACGUAUGAGAAGCGGAUUUCAUUCCCUUGAAUUCUACAGAGCAGUUUAUUAGAGUGAAUGCAUUUUAAGGCCUUGCAUUUGAUAUGUCAUCCAGUUCAUAAUCAAGUUGCCUUUUUCUGGCUAAAACAUAAUGAUUAUGUAUUUUUCUCAUUUGGUCCUACAAGCUGCUGGCCCUUUGUCCCUCCACUGUGGGAAUCAGAUCUAGAGGAGGCUGAGCCUGCAGACACAGCAGUGGCCAAAAGGUCACUCUAAGUGUUUUGUCUUGACUCCUUACUUGAAGUCCACCCAGCUAGCACACAUCUGGUUUAUACUGAAGCCCCCUGCCUAGAAAUACUCAUUUCAGGAACCACCAGUAAGCAUCUGUGACCACACAGGCUUUUUGACUGAUGGCUUCCCGGAUCUGGUUUCAAGGGAUAACCCCGUCUGUGUGCAUCUAUGGUCUUCUCUCUACAGCGAGGACUUUGCAGUGCUGCUUGUGGUCCACACAAGGGGCUCAGAGCUGAGUCUGAACUGCUUCAUGGUCACCAGCUCCUGUCCCUUCCAGUCUUGAGAGGCUUUUUUCUCCAGAUGGAACCUUUCCUUCCCGCCGUUUUCUCGGUCUCUGGCUGUUUUUCUCUUGUGCCCGUCUAAUUGGACACCUCCUGGCUUCCAUCUCUGUGGUUCUCCUGCCUCACUUCCUGUUCUGUUGUUUUUCCGUUUUGUCAAAAUAUCUCCUAUGUUCUUGGCUUCCUUUUCGUCGCCAGGUUUUCAGCUUUCCUUUAGCUCUUCUUCUAAUAUGGCUUCUGCCCACAAAAGCCUGCUCUGUCAGGAUCUCAUGGUUCUCCACUUGCCAGAACCUUCUUCAGCCUCAGUUCCUCGGCCUCAACUUGUACGUUUAACCCAUUGACCACCACCCCCCAAAUUCACCUUCAUUUCUUUGACCCUGCUCCUCACUCCUUUUCUGUUGAGGAAUCUGUUGACUAACUCCAGGCUCACUCAGGCUCACCGUCCUGCUCUCUGCACCAGCCUUUCCAGAGCGUGCCAGUUCUCAUGGCUUCAUCUGUUAACUGUUGAUCACUUCAGUCCUGAUUUUUAGACCUAAAUGGUUUCCUUAACGCCAUUCUAACUGCCUGUGACUCAUUUUCACUUACAGUGUUUAUUGUAACGCCAAACCAACAAAUCACAGGUGCUUGCUUCUCUCCAUAAAUCUCCCCAGUCUAACUUUUUGUCAUUCAACAUGACUCGUUUAUCCAACCUGAAAUCGCAUAUAGCCCCAAGUAUGGUGUUUUGUACACAGGUAUUUAAUAAGUGACUUCCAGUUUUGGCUCUGCUAUGAAUAAAAAGAGAUUUCAGUUCUCUUCACUUUGAAAUCUAACAACUCAGAGAACAUUGAAGAAAUUGGAAUUUAGUUGGGAUGAAAUACUUGUGGUUUAAAAUAUUUCUGUUCAUAUUUUCUAAUUUGUUGCCGGAGGUCUUGGGUUUUCUAUUUGAGUGCUUGCAAACUCAAUGUGAUUUCUGUCAGCAUAUCUUAGGUUUGUUUGUUAUGAAACUUAUGCAGUGUGAGGUUCUAUCUGAAAAUGUUAUUUAGCUAUCUUCUGGGACUAUUUAAUGAAAGUGGGGUCAUGAAUCCUUAAAAUUCUUGUGCAGCUUUGAGAAACAUUUCUGUUAUUUGGGUAUCAGUUUGUAAGUGUGGUAAAGCCAAGAUGGAAACGAGCACUUUGCUUUCUUGGUUGUUGUUACUGGUCUAACCUCCUGCUUGAACUAGUCUGCUGUCCUGUCAAAUGCAUCUUUUUAUUUACAUGUCCCUUAAAUUAAAGCUGAUCAUGAAAGUA
Messenger RNA from Homo sapiens (human), 9661 nucleotides. It is a transcript of the gene SSR1, whose product is annotated as signal sequence receptor subunit 1. The record is from RefSeq and is marked reviewed. The coding region runs from base 80 to 940 and encodes 286 amino acids. Lineage: Eukaryota; Metazoa; Chordata; Mammalia; Primates; Hominidae. Gene Ontology annotation, cellular component: endoplasmic reticulum; endoplasmic reticulum membrane. The transcript has 8 exons.